UUUGUUGGUUUGCGUUACAGGACGACGAUGAUGAUGAUGACCUUUAUUUAGAACCAGAAGCAGCUUGCUCUCCUCCCCCGCGUGGGCCCAUGAAGAUGCCUCUGUCUCCCAGGACACCGGCACCUGCUCAAAUACCCUUGAAGAAGCCUUCAAUUCCCAGAGAUAAGUCUAAUUUUGUUUUGCCUCCAUUAGAGGACAGAAAAAGAGGUCCUUCGGCAGAAGAGAAACGUCCCACUUUUGCAAAGCCCCCUCCACCAAUUCCUGGUGCUAAGCCGCAUCUGCCAGCAAUCCUGAAGGAACCUAAAGCCAGCCCUCCAAAUCCCCCAAUACCAGACACUAAGCCUGUGGCCUCCUAUGGUGGUAUGAGGGUAACCAGACAUAACAGCCUGGAGGAUAGAGAAUGGUUUGCUGGUGACUGCAACAGAAAGACAGCAGAGGAUCUCUUACAGAGAAUCAACAAGGACGGUGCCUUUCUCAUCCGAUACAGCUCUGCCCAGAGCACUCACCAACCCUACACCCUUGCCGUGCUUUACCAGCAGAAGGUGUACAAUGUUCCCAUUCGCUUCCUGGUGGAAACUAAAGCCUAUGCCCUUGGAAAGGAAGGAAAAAAGAACGAAGAGACUUUCAACAGCCUGGAUGAAAUGAUUUCUUACCACAAGAAUAACCAACUGCUGCUGAUUGACAGCAGGAGCCAGGCCAAGCACACAGCACAUUUAACCCACCCUGUAUGCACUUAAAACUACAUUGAAACAACCUGUUCAGACGAAUCAUGAGGAUAAUGGCACAAUCACUUACUGCAGGGCUACUGGGUGUCAAUCCCAGAAAUGUAGUUUCAUCUUUAUGGAAUCUAUAACACAUAGUACUUUUUUUCAUUUUAAAUAAGGGAAAGGAGACAGGGUAACUUUCAGUGCACCGAGUGGUCGAAAAUCCUCAGUGACACACUGCCUCAAGAUAGCAUGAAGUUCAGAGCUCGUCAACUUCGGUGCCUGUUUGCACCAUAUUGUCAUAGUAAUGAAUAGUUAACUGUUGAUGGUAGGCUCUAGCUGUGAGGAUGUUUA
Molecule: messenger RNA, 1058 nt
Organism: Pundamilia nyererei
Lineage: Eukaryota; Metazoa; Chordata; Actinopteri; Cichliformes; Cichlidae
Product: B-cell linker protein
Exons: 10
Coding region: 90-737 (215 amino acids)
Biological process (GO): cell surface receptor protein tyrosine kinase signaling pathway; intracellular signal transduction
Source: RefSeq, a predicted model, not a curated record